This is a messenger RNA of Coffea eugenioides, 1486 nucleotides long. RefSeq names its product protein PATRONUS 2-like. NCBI's taxonomy places the organism in Eukaryota, Viridiplantae, Streptophyta, Magnoliopsida, Gentianales, Rubiaceae. Gene Ontology annotation, biological process: regulation of mitotic cell cycle. The coding region runs from base 622 to 1197 and encodes 191 amino acids. The transcript is spliced from 6 exons. The record is from RefSeq and is a predicted model, not a curated record.
UUCAUUCUUCUUCCCUACUUCUCUCCAAAUUUCACCGCCAUCACCCGUGCGGCUGUGCAUAUGAUAUGAAAGCGAAACGCUCCUCGUCUUCUUCGCCCUUUUAGUUUUCCGUCUCCUUCUCUUGAAUCUCUGCCACCCACUUGCUGUUUCGUGAAGAGUCUUCAAAGAGAGAAUUUUGGGUUAAAGAUUGAUUUGUUACGGCUGUCUUUCUGUGCAAUUUCUCAUAAGUAUUGAUUUCCGUGCAAUUUGUUACCGACUCGGCCAUUCUUUUGGGUCCCGGAGUCGACUCGGCCCGAAUCUUCAGAGUCUAAAUGAGUUUCCACCGAUUCUACCGUCUCCGGAAUAUUGCGGACCUGUCGCGGAACGGAAGCUGAAAUUCUCGCGACGACUCGGCCGGGCCGACUGGGACAGGGACUCGGCCGAAUCUUUGAACCAAUGAAUCUUUGGAUUAUCAGACUUUUUAGAGAAUCAAAAGAGAUUGCACUUUAAGUCUUUCCGUCGUAUCAUUCAUCUGAUAUCAAGUCUCUCUGAAUGUGUUAAUUGAAGCAUCUAUGUUCUCCUUAUGGUUACUCUUCUAUUACCACCACAUCUGUUGCCGAACAAUUUUAGCUUAGCUGUCAGAUGCAACAGAGAAGCAUGGCAAGACAGUUAACUCAGAAGCAGUUGAUUCCGCAAGAUGAGAAUUUACAUUUUCUAAGGAAAGGGUCUGUUAAGGGUAAAUCAACUGGCUUCAAACUGGAAAAAAAGAAAAUUGGUACAGGGUUUGGGAAUCGUAAAGCCCUCGGUGACAUUACAAACAAGUCAUCUGUUCACCAUGAAGCAUCAUUGAAGAGAAAAAGUACACCAAAAGAAGAGCCUAACAUGUCAGAGGAGAUGUUUCUGCAUGAUCAUAACAAGUGCAUUGAAUCACAGAAGGCAGCCAUGAGAGCAUCUUUCUGGGACACGCUCUUGCCUGGAUGUGUUCCCCUCGAAACUCAGAAGAUGAAAUCUGCAAAGAGUGAAAUUGAUACAGACAGUGAAUGCUUUCAUCCAGAACCAGUAGAGAUCCCCAUGUCUGAUUACUCUGAUCUUUUUCAGAGUUCAACAUUUCCAUCCUUGCCUACUCAAAUAUGGUUGGACUCUCCACCCUUGUCUCCAUCUGAAUGGGAUCUCGGGCCAGUGGAAUUCAAGCUGAAAGAAGACAGUAGUGAUCCUUAAAUCUAGAGCAUGUUCAUGAUACUGUUCUCAAUUUCUCUAUCAGAAAGCAUCUUCUAGUGGGUAGAAUCAGAGAACUUUCUAUCUUCCUGUUCUUAGAUUCUAGGAAGCAGGUUUAUUUACAGCAGAUGAUGAAGGUCGAGCUGAAUGUGAACCAAUAUUGAAGUCGAAUUUUGAUUAGCAUGACGAUAGAAAGUUCAUUCAGGAUUCACACUUUUCAUUCUUUGUUUACGUUAGAGAAAAAUAGGUAAUGCUAUUGCUUCAAUGAAAAAUCUGUCAUGAUUUCACCGUC